AUGGACGAAAUUAUAUCUGAAAUUAAAAUCUCUUUUAAAAAAAAUAAUUUUACAACGAAAGAGGAAGCUUGCUUAAAAAUUCUUGAAGGCUCACCUCGAAAUCAACACCUUUUCCUCACUGAAGGUGAAAUAAUUUUAGGAAGGAAAGAUACAAAUCACAUCGUUAUAAAUGAUCAAAAAAUUGAUAAGAAACAUGCAAAGAUUAAAAGUUACAAAGGAAAAGUUGAUAUCAUCGGUAUAGGUUCUAAAUCAGAAAUCUUUGUUAAUGGCAAACAACUUAAAUUUCGUACUUUAUAUACUUUAAAAAGAAAUGACGUAAUUAAAAUUGGACGUAGUACUUUUCAAUACAUUCCCGCUGGAGAAUAUAAAACUUAUAUUGACCCUCUUCUAAUGAUUUACAACGCCGCUUACUUGCGGAAAAGCUUGGAAAAUGAAUUUAAAAAUAGUCAAAAUUUGUGUUUAUUAUAUUAUAAUUUGGAUUGCUUUAAAGAAAUCAAUGAACAAUACGGCUGUGAGGCUGGAGAUUAUGUAUUAAUAGAGUUAUCAAAGUUAAUUCAAAAUAAAUAUGUUCGUGAUAAACAUAUUUUUGCUAGAUAUGGUGGAGAAGAAUUUAUAAUUCUAUUUAUUGAUACAAAUUUAAAGUUAGCCUAUGAAAUUGCUAAAGAAAUUCGUUCUUUUGUUGAGUCUUAUUCAUUUAUUUUCAAAGAAAAAAAACUACCACCGAUUACACUUAGCAUAGGUGUUACUGGCGUAAACUCCUUAGUAGAAAGUUUUAAAGACAUAUUAAAUCAUACCGAAGAAGCUUGUAGGAAAGCCAAACAAUAUGCACACAAGAUAUUGACCUCAACAUUCCAACCUCCCAUUCCGUCUCAAAUUCCACCUCUUUCUUCAAAAAACAAUAAGGUUUUGAAAAUUGAUAAAAAAUGGUACUCAAUUUUGGGUGAAAAAUUACCAUUAAUCGAACCCAAACAUUAUUUUAUGCUUAGUAAACUUAUCCCUCAACCAAAAUUUUCGUCUAGUAAGAUUUAUGGAAAUGUGGCAGCAGUUCUUCCAUAUAUUAGACAGAAAGUUAAAAUGUUGGGUGUUGAUAUUCUUAAAGCAGAAAACUUUGCAAAUUUAAUCAAUGAUGAAGAUGAUGAAUCUUCUGAUGAUGAAUCAAAGAAUGAAAGCAAAAAAUUAAUAAAAAUGAAUAGAUUAUCUAGAUUUGAUUGUCUUGCUACUUUAUUUGCCUCUGCUGAUUCUACUGUUGUUCAAAAUAUUUUUCAAAUUAUAUCUCAAUUUCCAAUUGCAAUUCCUUUAUUGAUACCCGUCUUAGAUGAAGCAGAGAAGUUUAAAGUAAUGCUUCCUUUAUAUACUGGACCAACUAUUAAAUGGUGUAUAAGCAAUGAAUCGAUUAUAGAAAAUCAUCUUUUUGAAGAUUCUUUUGAAAUGAUUGUUGCAGUUCGUAUUGGAAAGAAUCCUCAAGGAAAAAGUACCAUACUUAAUCGAUUGAUGACUUCAAAUUAUAUGUUCACAUCAUCUUCUGAGCCAAGGGCCGAUUAUGGAAGUCCACAUAUGAUUAAUGGAAGUGUUGAGUUUGUUUGGUUGACAGAAAAGACUUGUGGUCCCGAUCUAUGGAAUAAUGUUUUUAAAAGUUAUUAUGAAGAAGGAAGAAAUGAGAUUGUAUUGCUUGCAAAUUUACAUGGUGAUGCUUUAGAUUAUCCUGAUCAAAUUGAAUUUCUAAAGCAAUUACCUUCUUGUUUCUUGGUUUUCUUAAUGCCUGGACAUAAUGAAGAUCAAAAGGUUGAGUUUAGGAACUUAAUUGGUUCAAAAAAGGCUAUAUACAUCCAUGUUAAUUCCGAGAACAGUGUAGAUGAUUACACAAUUGAUACAAAUUCUUUAAUGAGUAAUGAAACAGUAGAAGAUGCUUGUAAAAUGUUUAAAGAUGUCUUAUAUCUUGAUCAUAUUGAUUUUACUGAUCUUGGUGAAUUUUCAAUUGGUACGUUAAAAGUUGGGGAAACACUUCAACUUGCUGAAAAUAUAGAGUGCAUUGAAUCUCAGGAAAUUAUAAAAUUUAUUAAGGAAAAAACUUGUCGUCGUACUAGAUUAGAAAUUAUGCAACUUCAAAAAAAACAAGGUGGAUCUGAUUGUAUACAAUUUUGGGAACGUGCACCAGAGUUACAAGAAUUAAUGCAAUUAUUCAGUUCCAUUAUGGUUCUACCAAUUAGAAUAAGAAGAAGAGCUUUAGCGCAUCUUGAAAAAGAAAUAUAUAGACUUUCUACAGUAGAAUCAUCUAAACUUCGAAAUGAAGCUGUUUCAAAAAGGAAAGAAUUAAAUUAUGAGAACAUUUUAUAUAAUGAUGAAGAAACAAUAAAUAAGAUUCGUGAAGAAAUUACAGAAAUUUGGGAAGAAGUAGAUAAUACAAGUUUGAGAAUAGAACAUUUCAUUCGUGAAUUAGGACAAAUGUAUAAAAUAUUUAUUUCUGAUCCAAAAAAAAUUACUUCCGAUAAUGGUCCAGCUAAAGAAAAUAUUUCGAAAUUACCAGAAUAUUAUGCAGAGUUAUUAAUUAGUGGUCAAACUAUAGAAUUGAUUGAUGGUGAUUCUGCAACUAUAUCUGAAGCUUGGUUCUUAGCUGUUUGUAAUUGUAUUGAUAAAAAAUUUCCUAAUCUUAGGAUUUUUGUAAUUAGUAUAAUUGGAUUACAAUCUUCUGGAAAGUCUACUCUCCUAAAUGCACUUUUUUCAAGUAAAUUUACUGUUUCAAAUGAACGUUGUACUAAAGGGAUUUUUAUGCAAUUCUUAUUUUUGGAAAAAGAAUUAUCUAAUCAACUUGGUUUUGAUGCUUUUAUCUUGAUUGAUACGGAAGGACUUGGUGCACCAGAAAAAAUGGGUAAUUCAGAAUUAGAAAAGAAAGUUCAAAUGUUAGCAACUUUUGCAUUACGAGUAAGCAAUUUAGCAAUUAUUAAUAUACUUGAAGAAUCAACAAGAAAAAUCUUACAAAUAGUCACUGAAAUAAUAAUACAUCUAGACAUGUCCCCUGAUAUAUUUAUGGUACAACAUGUUAUAGAAAAUAAUUCAACAAAUUUAAUAGAUUUAGAACAAAAUUUUUAUGAAAUUCUUCAAGGAGUUUUAGAAAUGUCCAAAAAAGAUAAUAAUAAGAUAGAAGCACGUAAUUUUGAACGUCUUAAUAAGGUGAAGGAUAAGAAACUUCUCAAAUUAUUUUCACCAUUUAAAAGUAGUACAACAAUUUAUUCUCCACCAUCAAAACAAUAUCAUAAGGAUGUUGCUAAUUUAUACAAUUCUAUAAUUGAUAAUUGUAAAAAUUCACAAAGUAAAAAAACAUUUUCAGAUUGGUUCUUAUUAGUUAAUAGUUAUUGGGGUGCAGUAUCACGUAAAAGUUCUUCAUUAGAAGAAAUUGAAGAAACAUAUGAUUUUGUUGAACUUGGAAAACAAAUUGCAAAAUUAAAAGGAACUAUUGAUAUGGCAUUUUUAAAACAUAAGGAAUUAAUAGAAAAUAAAGUUCGAUCUAUUGUUUAUAAAUGGUUUUCAAAUAAAGAUACAAAUGUGAAUUCAAGAUGUGAAAAAUUGAUUAAAAAGUUGAAUGAAAUUCCGGAGGUUAAAAGUCAAAAUAAUGAGAAAUGUAAAGAAGAGGCAAAUCAAACAAUCAUUAAUUAUAUUAUUUCUCGUCGUGAAUUUAUAUCCACAAAGCUUGAAAAUAUGCUUGAGGGUAUUUUAAUGCGAAAUAGGUUUUCUACAUUUAUUGAAAGAAAUCUAGAAAAGGUAUUUAGUACAUGGAAAAAAUUACCUGAUGAGAAGAAACUUGAUGAAGAAGCAAAUAAAAUAUGGAAACAAUUACGUGAUAGAGUAUCAGCAGAAAAUGAAGAUUUUAUAAAUGAAGAGAUAGAUAAUAUUGUAAAUGAAGAAUAUGGAACUACGUGGACAUCUAACUUUUUUAAAAAUUAUAAGUAUAGGGUUAUUCCAGAAUUAUCAAACAUUGAUGUAAUACGUGAUAAACGUAUGGAACAAAAUAAUAUUUCAAGACUUAAAAAGGACAUUAAUCUUGUAGUAGAACAAAUGUUAAAUAAUAUUACAAGGUUUAAUCCUAGAAUUGUACGUGAUCUUAAAAACAAAACAGAAAAAAAAUUGAAUGAUUUUUCAACUGAACUUAAUGUAAAAUUUAAUCCUAAUUUUGAAAAGAAUGUUCACGUAUACAUGUUAUUAAAUUUUAGAGAAAAAAUGGUAGAAAUACAAGACAAAUGGGAUAAAGAUAAUACACCACUUGGCGUGCUUGAUCAAAAGAAAGAUGAAUAUAUAGAAAUAAUUAGACUUCGUCUUCAAUAUGGUCAUUCAAAUAUGUAUAAAGGUCAUUUGACUGGGGCUUAUUUAUUGAGAGCUAUUCAUAAAAAAGCAAUAGAUGCAGAAAAUCGGGAUCGAAGAGAUGAUGUGCUUAGCAUUCCUUGGAUGAAAAAUUCUGAAACGAUUAGACUUAAAUAUUUUAUUGAACUUGCUGAACAAGUUCAUAACGGUGACAAACAUAAUGCUGUACAGCACUUUUUAAAACCUCGAGAAAGAAUUGAAGAAUGGUUUAAUAUUUGUGUUAAUAAUUAUAGAAGAAAAGAGAAAGGACGAAAAUAUAAAGAAACUUUUAAUACAGAAUUUGAUCAUGUUUAUCAGGAAAUUUGUAAUUUUAAAAGCUAUGAUGAUAUCAAAAAGUUUGUAAAUAAUUAUAUGACACAAGUUGAUGAUAUUGACUAUCAAUUAAACAUUAAAGAUAAUUCAAUUGUUGAAAAGUUUGACUUAUUUCGUGAAGCUAUCAUGAAAGAACUCAAUGCUAAAAGGAAUAAUCAUUAUCAACUAGAAGAGGACUUACUACCAAUUCUAUCUGAUGAUGAACUGAUUAAGAAAAGGCUUGGAUGCACAGAGCCAUGUUUCUGGUGCGGUGCUUUGUGUUGGGGAGAAAGAGGUCAUGAUAAAAACAGUGAUGAAACAAAAAUACAUCAUUCUAGCCAUCAAUCUGGAGGUCUUGAUGGGACACGAUAUAUGAGCACGGGUAAAUUAGUUGUAAUGGCAUGCCAUAAUCGUCCGGAUAGUACACCGAUGCAUUAUAAAUCAAUUAAAAAAACAUGGGGUAAUGCUAAGUCUACUGACUUCACAGAUUGGAAAUUUGGAACCCAUUACAUAACUGAUUUUAAUGAAAUGAUGUGUUGGUUUUUUGAAAUGUUACAUGAGGAUCUGGCAGAUGUGUAUAAUUUUAAACCGGCAGAUGAGUUAGAAUUAAGAAAACAUGGUUGCUUAGAAAAUGAUUACUAUAAAAUCAUUAGUGUAUUGCGGACAUUAUAA
This is a messenger RNA of Cetraspora pellucida, 5316 nucleotides long. NCBI's taxonomy places the organism in Eukaryota, Fungi, Glomeromycota, Glomeromycetes, Diversisporales, Gigasporaceae. The record is from the annotation of a GenBank genome assembly.